AUGAGCUCCGACAUCUACCUCCGCACGGCCUCACGUGCGGAUUCGUGCGCCGAGUCCACAAUCGCUGAGCCGGCAGCGGCCCACGUCGCCGACCUGCGCCACAUCUGCACCAACCUAGAUUGCGACACUCUCACCAUUAGCGAAGCACUUACCAUCCUUCCAAAGCCGGAGCUGGCCCACAAGCACGAACCCAUCCUCGACUCGCCCCUCAGCGAAAAGUGCGAAGCCGACGAACGAGGUGCUCUCCCAGCUCUUCCCGACCCCAAUGCAGAUGUCUUCGCCUCACUCCCACCGGUAGAUCGAGGACGACACGCGUGGACGUUCCUCGUCGGUGCGACCGUCAUGGAGACGAUCGUGUGGGGCCUCCCCUACAGCGUGGGCGUGCUGCACGCAUACUGGGCACACGAGAUGUUUCCGGGUAACGUGAGCACCAUCACACUUGCGGCGACACUCAUGAACGGACUACUCCUUGUUGCGGCAGGCCUCUUCGCCCCCGUCCUCGCCUUCUUCAGCUACCACACCGUGUACAUUCAGUUGGUGGGCCUCGUGUGCGGUACCGCCUCGCUCGUGUGCAGCGCAUUCGUCACGCGAGCUUGGCACUUGAUCAUUACGCUCGGGUUCCUGUAUCCUCUCUCGAUGUUGAUGUGGCUCCCAUGCGCAACGUACCUGUACGAGUGGUUCCAUGCUCGCCGCGGUCUCGCCUUCGGCAUUCUGUGCGCCGGUGCCGCUAUUGGCGGCACUGUGUUCCCACUCAUGGGGGAGGCGCUGUUGAAGGGCGUCGGUUACAAGGGAACAAUGUACGCCCUGGGCGGGAUAUUUGGUGGCGCGAACGUGAUUGCCAUGUUCUUCGUCAAGCGUCGGAUUCCCCUCCCCUCUCGUCGCAGCACCGGUGCCAGGCCGGCAGCAUGGCCGAAGCUCGACUACGGCUUCCUCCGCCAACGGGCAGUGUAUGUCAUGGGCGGAUGGGUGCUGCUCUCUGCCAUGGCGUCCUUCCUCCCCUCUCUGUGGAUGCCCGUCUUCGCAACCGACAUCGGGGCCAUGAACGGCACCUCCCUCGUCGCCAUCAUGUACGCCGCCAGCGUUGUCGGCAGCAUCAUGAUGGGAUGGCUCGUCGACAGAUACCAGCCGCGCAUUGUCGUCUCGUGUGCAUGCGGGACGGCCGGCCUUGCCGCGUGGCUGCUCUGGGGCUUUGGAACCAACGACGGCCUGUUGGUGACGUUCUGCAUCAUCUGGGGCCUUACCGCACUCUGCUCGGCCGCAGUGUGGGGGAGAAUGAUCCACCACAUCGCAAAGGACGACCACAUGCUCCCCGGUUUAAUCACAAGCCUCAUGAUCAUGCUCCGAGGCAUCGGGAACUUUGUUUCUGGGCCGCUGUCGACCGCUCUAAUGAACCAAGGAGCGCUAAAAGGUGCCAUGGGCGCAUACAAGACCAACUAUGGUGCCAUGCUCAUGUUCACCGGAGCAGUUACGUUUGUUGGUGGUGUAACAAGUAUUGGCUUCCCAAAGGUGCGCGGAGGAUGA
This is a messenger RNA of Cutaneotrichosporon cavernicola, 1521 nucleotides long. RefSeq lists its product as uncharacterized. The transcript has 2 exons. Gene Ontology annotation, cellular component: membrane. The coding region runs from base 1 to 1521 and encodes 506 amino acids. Lineage: Eukaryota; Fungi; Basidiomycota; Tremellomycetes; Trichosporonales; Trichosporonaceae. Gene Ontology annotation, biological process: transmembrane transport. Gene Ontology annotation, molecular function: transmembrane transporter activity. The record is from RefSeq and is a predicted model, not a curated record.